Molecule: messenger RNA, 1380 nt
Organism: Arctia plantaginis
Lineage: Eukaryota; Metazoa; Arthropoda; Insecta; Lepidoptera; Erebidae
Source: the annotation of a GenBank genome assembly
AUGGAUUUUCCUGCUACACCAUCAAAUGCAUCAGAUAGUAAUGAAUAUCCAAGUGCUACGCGUUCACCGUUUCACAGUGCACCAGAUGAUAAUAAAAGACGCAGUUCGUCACGGUCUAUAAAACGAAGACGUUUUGACGAUGAGUUGGUUGAAUAUAGCUUGGGUUUGCCGGGGGCUUCACUUGGUAAAGGAGAUAAGAGAAUGCGCACUCAGUCCUACACGAGUCAGGCUGCCGACUUACCGAUGACUAGUGCUCCAAUGACACCUGCUAAUCUUCCUCAAGAGCGACGCAGGGUUUCGAGCAAAGUGUCUGGUGGAGGGAGUGUAGCGCGCAAAUCUCGUCGCAAGGGACAACUGAGCCAUUUAUCGACUAAAGAUUUAGGACGUUGGAAACCUACCGACGAUCUUGCACUGAUAUUAGGUGUACAACAGACCAAUGACUUGCGAAUCGUUCAUCGAGGUAUAAAAUUCUCAUGUCGCUUUACUGUCAGUGAGCUACAAUCUCGUUGGUAUGCUCUGCUUUACAAUGCUGAAAUUUCACGAGUGGCUAUAGCAGCAAUGCGCAAUCUACAUCCAGACUUAAUAGCUGCUGUACAGCAGCAAGCAUUAUAUUCUACUGCAGAAGAAGAAUUACUUGGAACAUUAGCUAGUACAUCUCAUCCAACCGAAGAAAAAUUCCAAGAGUUGCUGGAGCAAAAUCCGCACAUCUUCUAUCCCUCUCGUACACCAAAGACUUUGAUGGCACAUUGGCAACAACUGAAACAGUAUCAAUUAUUACCAGACCAAAGUGUUAAACCACUGAUAAAGAAUGGAGGAAACAAAGGGCUGUCAUUUUCUGACGUCGAAGACACAUUGAAUGAUUCAGAGCUUCCGGAUUUUAAAGAAGAUGGAAUGGAUUAUGAAAUGCAGAUUGCGGACAGAAUUGACAAAAAAGAAGUCCGGCUACUGGAGACGUCUUUGUCGCGAUUUCAAGUCUUGGUGCAGUCUGUCGCCGGCGGUAACUCAGAGUUGGACAAAAAUACUCUUGCAGUACUGCGGGGAAGACUCGUGCGAUAUUUGAUGCGUUCAAGAGAGAUUGCAGUGGGCCGCAGCACUCGGGACCAUGCAAUCGAUGUGGAUCUUAGUCUGGAGGGGCCGGCAGCGAAGGUAUCCAGAAAGCAGGCAACCAUUAGGCUGAGGAAUAGUGGUGAUUUCUUUAUGUCAUCUGAGGGCAAAAGACCUAUAUUCGUAGACGGCAGGCCGGUGCUCCAGGGAAACAAAGUGAAGCUCAAUCAUAACAGUAUUAUUGAGAUUGCCGGACUACGCUUCAUAUUUCUAGUGAAUCAAGACUUAAUAGGCGCCAUACGUCAAGAAGCUGUGAAAGUGAACAUACCUAUGUAA